ACGAGGAUACUGCCAGAAACAGUGCCUGUUUUGCCCCUUGCUCUGGUGGUCUUCCAGCCAAGCACCAUGAUACCUACAGUAAGACCAGGCAUGUGGUACUGGAAAGAUGAUACUAACACCCUUGAAUUUGCAAGCUCCAGUCCAGCAGUUGAGAAAAACCUUAAAGAAGGAAAAAAUACUCUCUUUCAGGAAAUAUGUGCAAGGACGUUAAAGAGCAUCUUCCAAGACGAUUGCAGUUCAAAGCUCCCUGAAAGAAAGCUGGCUGACAAAGAAGGAAAAUUGCAUAUGAUAUCCCAGUGGGCACAACAUGAAUAUGUGAUGUUAGAUGACGUCAGAUAUGCUGCUUUGCUUUUGAAAGACACACGUGAGUCACAUCACAUGUUGUCACUUGAAGUAGUUAUGGGGAACGAGAAACUAGAUGACUUCCUCAUGGCCCUGCUCUUCUACAUAUCUUUUUACCUGGAAAAAAUUGCCCUGGAAAAGAAAUACAGAUCCUUGACUUUGACUAUGAUAUCUUUUGAGAAGACAGAAACGGACAAUGUGUCGGAGAAGUUAGCAAUGUCCAGAAUUCACCUUGCCAAGGUGUACUGUAACCCUAUCCUUGGACGGCGUGUGGGCUUGCACAACUUCAGCAGCUAUGUGACUUGGCUUGUGUUCAGACGUAAGCACUUCCAAGUGAUUCGGGAAGAAAUCGGCAGGUUUCUUUUCUCUGAUGUGUUCAAUCCUGCCUUAAGAGGCAAGAAGAAUAUAGAGCUGCAGAAACGAGGAGAUGGAACUGCUGAUGCAAAUACUGCACAAUCGCUGUAUCCAAGAAAAGACCAUGACAAGCGUCUUUCCAUAAGCAGCAUGAUACAGCAGUGCUCACCAGUGCUGAGCACGCUGCUGCCCUUACCAAAGGACAGUGCUCAAUACUUCUUCCUGAACCAGGACUGUCAGGCUAGGGACCCUCAGCCUCGCACGUGUGAUGACCUGCCAGACUUCUCUGAAUUGUUCACUAACAAGGUGGGCUUCAUUGGAGCUCAUUGUAGUGACUUAAAGCCUCUCCUAAGCACAUCUGAGGAGAAAAAGGAGGAGGAGGAGGUUGAGCAGGAGGAAACACAAGGAAGAAAAAGGCGUGACCUCAGUUUGCCAUCUUUGGGAAGCCCCCAAAACAGACUCAGUACUCAGAGCACUGUCCUCUGAAGAGCAGUGGCAGAAGGUGACUGUAAUCAGAGCAACCAGCAGAUGUGAUAUUUGUGUUGAGUGGCAUGGUUUUGCGUUGCUAAAUAAAUCACUUGGAAAUUGCA
Neopsephotus bourkii (Bourke's parrot) is the source of this 1286-nucleotide messenger RNA. It is a transcript of the gene PPP1R36, whose product is annotated as protein phosphatase 1 regulatory subunit 36. Bases 67 to 1182 code for a protein of 371 amino acids. The record is from RefSeq and is a predicted model, not a curated record. Lineage: Eukaryota; Metazoa; Chordata; Aves; Psittaciformes; Psittacidae. Gene Ontology annotation, molecular function: phosphatase binding. The transcript is spliced from 10 exons. Gene Ontology annotation, biological process: negative regulation of phosphatase activity.